Molecule: messenger RNA, 668 nt
Organism: Hyaloscypha bicolor E
Lineage: Eukaryota; Fungi; Ascomycota; Leotiomycetes; Helotiales; Hyaloscyphaceae
Product: putative ATP synthase subunit D, mitochondrial
Exons: 4
Coding region: 52-576 (174 amino acids)
Biological process (GO): proton motive force-driven ATP synthesis
Molecular function (GO): proton transmembrane transporter activity
Source: RefSeq, a predicted model, not a curated record
AACUUCAGCAGACCCAACUCUCCACUCCUCAAUCGUCUCAACCUCAUCACAAUGGCAGCCGGACGAAGUGCAGCGCUCAAGCUCGACUGGGUUAAAGUCACCACCUCCCUCGGUCUUCGCGGCCAAACCGUCACCUCCCUCCAGGCCUUCAAGAAGCGCAACGAGGAUGCCCGUCGCCGAGUAACCCAACUCUCCGAGCAGUCCUCCAAAGUCGACUUCGCACACUACCGUUCGAUUCUGAAGAACCAAGCCGUUGUUGACGAGAUUGAGAAGCAUUUCAAUUCGUUCAAGCCCGCGACAUACGAUGUUGGGAGACAGAUUAAGGCGAUUGAGGCUUUUGAGGCACAGGCUGUGAAGAAUGCCGAGGAGACCAAGGGACGUGUUGAUUUGGAGCUGGAGGAUUUGGAGGCAACGUUGAAGAAUAUUGAGGAGGCGAGGCCGUUUGAUGAGCUCACUGUGGACGAAGUCGCUGCUGCUCGCCCAGACAUCGACGAGAAGACAUCUCAACUCGUUUCCAAGGGGCGCUGGUCAGUACCAGGCUACAAGGAAAAAUUUGGCGACCUCUCGUUGCUGUAGACAACCACAGAGCAUCUUUCCCUAUGUUAUCUGUACUACUGUAAAUAGCGGUCCGAUAGAAGAAUCGAACAAUGUUGGCAUUUUGGCUGGAA